AUGGCUGCAUACGCUUACGACUCUAUAGCUAGAUGUAUGCUUCACCGCCGACUCUUGUCGGCGGGUAUCUGCUCACCACGGAUGUAUGGUUUGCACUGUAACUACACGUGUCAUUGCGAUGCUGUCGACUGCGAUGACGUCACAGGUUGUCAGCGUCGAUGUCACAGAGGAUGGCAUGGAUCAAACUGCAACGAAGAAAAUAUAGCUCUGGAUAAACCAGCAAGUCAGAGUUCACAUCACUCCAGAUGGUGGAAAAAUGCCUCACUGGCUGUAGAUGGGAAUCUUAAUCAAGGUUACCAGGCAGCAAACUUUUGUGCUCCUGGAACUUUCGGCGAUGACUGCACCUCGUUCUGUAAUUGUCUGAAUGGAUCGUGUGACUACGUAACUGGAGAAUGCACUGGAGGAUGUCAACAAAACUGGACUGGGAUAACGUGCAGUGAGUGUGAUUCUGAUCUCUAUGGUCAUCUAUGUAAUAAAUCUUGCUCCAGCAGACACUGUGAUGAAUCAAAUGCUAACUCCUCAUGUAUCAACGUCCUCAUGUAUCAAAGUGACUGGACGAUGUGA
Messenger RNA from Gigantopelta aegis, 564 nucleotides. Its product is annotated as protein draper-like. Bases 1 to 564 code for a protein of 187 amino acids. The record is from RefSeq and is a predicted model, not a curated record. Lineage: Eukaryota; Metazoa; Mollusca; Gastropoda; Neomphalida; Peltospiridae. The transcript has 5 exons.